AGUCCCCUGGGACCUACCCCACAUGGACCGAGUCGCAGAACCUCGCCUUCCCAGCUUGGUUGUCCAGUCCGGUUCGGAGUUCGCUAUCCUUGGUCCUAAAGCGGUCACGCCAAGCUACGAGCUUAUCCAUUAUCAGGGGUCAAUGGAGGAGCGUAGUAGUGUGUCCUUGAGUCCAGGAGCGUCGGAGCACUAGGCACAACAAGGAACAGAUGAUUUGGUGGUGAACUAAGUAUUUGUUACCCAUGGCGGGACGGUCCGGUAACUCCCCGUCCGCGGCGCGCCAUCGCUCCUUCCUCGUCCGUUCCGCGACUCCAGCUCGCGUCGCGAUCGUCGCGGCGUUGCUAGUCGUCUCGCUCUUCCUCGUCCUCCCGCAAUCCACGCGCGACCUCUUACUCUCCGCGGCGCCGGAAUCCCUCUCCCCCUCCGCAUUUCCGGAUCUCGAGACUCCCCCUGCCACGCUAGGCCAGAACGCUGACGUGGAAGAGGUUAAGCAGUCGCCGCUGGUCCCGCUGACGGUGCUUGCUGACCUGGAUGAUGACGGGGCAGUGUGCUUAGAUGGCUCCCCGCCAGCCAUCCACCUGUCGCCCGGAUGGGGUCGUGGGUCCAACAACUGGGUGAUUUACCUCGAGGGCGGAGGCUGGUGCAGUGACGAGUGCGCGCAACGCUCCCGCGGCGCUCUGGGGUCGUCCAAGCGCAUGGGGAGAAUCAUGCCCUUCGGGGGGAUCCUCUCCCACGACCCUAAGGUCAACCCUGAUUUCUACAACUGGAAUCGGGUCUACUUUCAUUAUUGUGACGGUGCCUCUUUCCUCGGUGACACAAACGAGCCAGUCCAGGCACAAUCCCGCCUUGUCUUUUUCCGAGGGAGGCGCAUCUUCACCGCCGUGAUCCGGCACCUCAUCUCCCACCACAACAUGGGGGCGGCAUCGCUUGUCUUAUUAUCCGGCUGUUCUGCGGGCGGUGUGGCCUCCCUGCAGAACUGUGACAGGCUGGCGGGGAUUCUCCAGCAAUCGUCCAGCCAAUCAGGAGCGAGCGGAAGAGAUGGAGGGGAGGAAGUAGGGAAGGAAAGAGGGGAGGAAGGGCCGGUGGUGAAGUGCAUGGCUGAUGCGGGGUUCUUUCUGGACUCACAGGAUGUUGGAGGGGUGCGGCGCAUGCGAGAGCGGUUCAGAGCGGUCGUUGCAACCCAGAACGUGUCCCUGAAUGCGCACUGCACAGCUACUGUUGCACUGGAAGACCACUACUUGUGCUUCUUCCCGGAGCAUCUCCUUCCCUUCCUGCUCCGCCCGUUCUUCAUCCUCAACCCUCUCUACGACUCCUGGCAGGUCUCCAACUCCUUCGCGCAUCGCCAGUCUUUUCCUGCCCUAGAGUGGCAUGAGUGCCGCAACGACCUGCACUCCUGCCCUCCCCACCUGCUGCAGCUACUCCAUGUCUACCACCACCACAUGGUUUCCAACCUCUCUCCUUUCCUCCCUGCCGCAAACAAGCCCGUUCCGCACACGCACCCUGACCCCGAGCGCCGCAAACUCUCCUUGCUCGUCGGAGGGGCAGGGGGGGAGGGUGGGGGGUCAGAGGGGGAGGAGCAAGAGGAGGAGGAGGGACGAGCCAAGGAUGGUAGAGAGGAGGAGGAGAGCGGAAGAAAGGACGAUAACGAGGAGGAGGAGAAUGGAAGAAAGGAUGAUAAGGAGGAGGAGGAGAAUGGAAGAAAGGGUGAUAAUAGGGAGGAGGAGAGAGGAAGCAAGGAUGAUAAGGAGGAGGAGGAGAGAGGACACGUGAGUGUGGCAGUAGGGAAGGGAGGAGGGAGGGGCAGUAUAGGGCAGGAAGAGAGUGGAGACGGGGGGGAUGGAGUGGAGGGGGAGAGAGGAGGGGAGGAGGGGGAAGAGAAAGGGAGAGGGGAUGGAGGUGGGGAGGAGCAGGGGGGCGAUGGGGCGAGGGAUGGUGAGGAGGAGGGGGGCGAUGGGGCGAGGGAUGGUGACGAGAAGGGAGAUGAGGACGAGAGGGGGGAUAAGGACAGGGAGGGGAGUGAGGAUGAGGGGAAAAGAGAAGAGGAGAGGGGAGGCGAGGGGGGGAGAGGAACUGAAAAAGAGUGGAAAAGUGAGGCUGGUGUGCGAGAGAAGGGGAGUGAGGAAGGGGAGGAAGGGGAGGAAGGGGAGGAGGGUGGCGAGGGGGAGGAAGGGGAGGAAGGGGAGGAAGGGGAGGAGGAUGAGGAGGUUGGGGAUGACCAGGCAGUUGGGGGAAGGAAUAAGGAGUUGGAUGCACAGAUGGGAAGUGCUGUGCCCGGUAGCAUGGAUGGCGGUGUGCGUCGUGGCAUGGAUGGUAGCACGAAUGCUGGCAUGCAUGGCAACACACUCUCCUCGUCCACAUCAUCUGGUGCACAAGGGAGCUUGCGGAAUGGAGCACUGCUGCUGUCAUGCCACACACACUGCAUGGCCCUCGCAUCAUCUGCAUGGCACGGUCCGGGGGCUCCUCAUGUUGCUGGCAAGACGAUGGCAGAGGCUGUUGGCAACUGGUAUUUCGACCGUGAAGAUACUAACCUAGUUGACUGCCCUUUCCCUUGCAACCCAACUUGUCCUAGAGCAAUGUAACAGAAAAUAUAGUAUGCACGACUUGUCACUGUUCAGUAUCAUGAAGUGUACUGAGU
This is a messenger RNA of Closterium sp. NIES-67, 2635 nucleotides long. The record is from the annotation of a GenBank genome assembly. Lineage: Eukaryota; Viridiplantae; Streptophyta; Zygnematophyceae; Desmidiales; Closteriaceae.